Messenger RNA from Penicillium verhagenii, 2283 nucleotides. RefSeq lists its product as uncharacterized. The record is from RefSeq and is a predicted model, not a curated record. Bases 1 to 2283 code for a protein of 760 amino acids. The transcript has a single exon. Lineage: Eukaryota; Fungi; Ascomycota; Eurotiomycetes; Eurotiales; Aspergillaceae.
AUGUCGGCAGCGGGCUUUUCCCCCUCAUACUGCACGCCAAUUCCCACCUCGGGUGCAUGUGUUGCUGGGACCUAUUAUGAAGGCUCCUACACCUUUACCGUGUCCUGUGACGCCCUGCCGGUGUUUUAUUCCCCCUGGUCAGUUACGGAGAUGAGUUCUGGAAAUGCCUGGGACUGUGCUAUCGCCUGUGCCGAAGAUGAUACCUGCGAGGCCUCCUUCAUGCAAACCCAAACGUGGGGCUCAUACUGUUAUUUUGCCCUAGGUGGGGAGAUUGAAAAUUAUGCAGGAGACGAGUUGUAUUUGACGCGUGGGGAUUAUAUUGGGACAGAAUGUGACCCAGUUUCAUCCAGCGUGUCUUCUACCUCGACCCCUGUUGUUACUCCAUCUAGUAUAGUAGUGAAGGCUUCUAGCUCAGCCCCUGUGGUCACUCCAUCCAGUACGGCAGUGAAGGCUUCUAGCUCACUCGUCCUUGUCGGUUCAAGCUCAAGCUCCGUCAUUCCUUCUUUGACUGCGUCUUCUAGCGCAACAACUACCACCGCAGCCUCAUACUGCACAGCACUACCUACCUCGGGCUCAUGCGUGGCCGGCACCUUCUUUGAUGGAACCUAUACCUAUACUGUGGCAUGCAACUCCGGGGCGAGCUUCGCUUCUCCUUAUACCGCUGUCACGAUUACUUCUGGAAAUGACUGGGACUGCGCCAUUGCCUGUACUGAAACCAGUGGCUGCACAGCAUCCUAUCUUUAUGGUGAAAACUGUUACAUGUCUCUGGGUGGAAAUGUUUAUACCGAUGGCUUUGACUGGGAAGACACAAUGGUUUUGCAAAUUGGUGACUACAUUGGAACCACUUGUGAAACAGUGUCGUCUACCGUGACUUCUUCUACCCCAACUGUUACUCCGUCUAGCUCACACAUAUUGACGGUGACUCCGAGCUCCUCGCCUAUCGCCGUUAUAACCUCUACUCCAAUUUCUUCUAUUAGAAAGCAUCGUUCCUCGUCUGUUCCAAUCCCAGUCAGUGCUUCUGCUCCAGCCGGACCACUCAGGUCAUCCAUUGCGCAUUCUUCAAGCGCGAUCAAAUCGCUAUCUGUCGCUCCAUCUUCAUUGAUCCGCGCUAGCUCAACUCCAUAUUCUCGGCCUGUCGUCAGUUCAUCUGGACUUGCCCCUCAUGUCCAGCCGACCAUCACUUCCUCCGGCUCUCCUGCCAAGCCCACCCCACCAAGUGGUUUACUCGGCCAAUCCACGACUUCUACUAUCUUGAGUACUCGUACCGCAACCAUCACUGCCUGCCCGUCUUCAGUCACCGACUGUCCAGCAUCAUCCAAGACCACUUUCUUAACAACUGAGACUCUUGUUGUAUCCACAACUAUUUGCCCCCUUACUGAGACCACUGUAACACCGGAUACACCGCAAAACACUGGUGCUGCUGCUACAUCUUUGGGUGCCGGAUCCGCCGACGAGUUCACGACAUCAACAAUUCUGACUACUCGAACGGCCACCGUCACUGUCUGCCCGUCUUCGGUCACUGACUGCCCCGCCUCGUCGAAGACCACGUUCCUGACAACAGAAACUCUGGUUGCAUCGACUACCAUCUGCCCUGUGACGGAAAAAGCUAGCUCCUCUCAACCUAGCAUCACCACCACUUCCCUGGCCGGUGAAGGUGUCAGCGGCGAGAACAGCGGCACGGGUUACACUACGUCGACCAUUCUCAGCACACGCACUGCUACUAAUACAGCAUGCCCGUCUGCUAAACCAAACUGCAACGCAUCGGAGCUCACUACAUCCGUUACAGUUGAAACCCUCGUUGUGUCGACCACCGUCUGUCCAGUGACCGCGACAGGGGCAGCAUCUGCCUCUACCGCAACUACCAGUGCCGGAGCCGGUGUUGGAGCCGACACAACAGCCCUAGUUGGAGCUAGUGCUGCAUCCGAGAUGACUUCUGCCGCCGCUGCUACAGAGACCCUAUCAACCAAAACUGACGUUUACGUGCCUUCAGGCUCUAAUGGAGAGACAGCACCGACGAACACUGCUGUGAUCACUGGAACUGGCCCGAAUAUGGGUCAUGGAAGUGGCAACAGUAAGGGACGUCCAUUGAAUAACUCCAGCAUGAGCCUUGUCAAAUCUGCAUCUUCUUCUGGUGUGGCAGCUGCUUCUCAGAGCGCUCAGACUUCCAGCAGCACGACUGAAGGUGCAGGAGCUGUGUACACUGGUGCCGCUUCUUCCCAGUCAGGCUCUCUGCGCUGGGUUAUGGGCUCCUUUGCCGCUCUUUUGGCACCACUUCUUCUGUAA